ACGAUACCUGGUAAAUUCCGUUGUCGAGCGAAGCUUCCUCCUCCGCCCGCGUCCGAGGCGGUCGCCGCGGCGGCGGGAGUGGCUGCGAGGGAUAUCGGGGUCGGAAACCCCUCGGCGUCGGCGGAGGUUGACACUGGGCAGCGCAGGGAAAGAGCAGACAGUCCAUUCCCUCGGGAAUUCCGAUGUCGAGCGAAGCCUCGUCCUCAGCGGCGGCGGCGGCGGCGAGGGUGGCUGUGAGGGAUGAAAUCCCCUCGGCGUCGGCGGAGGUCGACAUCACCUACUGGGCGGCGCAGGAAGAGGCGGCGGCGCGGCUGGAGUCGAUGGCGGCGAGGGCUCGUGGGGAGGACGACCUCUCCGAGUCCGAGGAGCAGCUGCAAGCCAAUAAUCAACUGCAGGAAGACGAGGUAAUAGCACUGCAAGCUAUUUUUGGCGAUGACAUGGUGAUCUUGGAGAAUAAGGACAGUCUACGAUUUAUUCAGAUUUUUGUGCAUUAUACACUUCCUGAUGGUGGUAUCCGUGUGUUUUUGAAUCUUCAUCCAAGUGGAGCUAUGGUUGGGACUGAUGAUAAUGACAACCACAGUGACGGAGAACUCUGUUAUGCUUGUAGAUUGCAGCAUUUGCCACCUAUUGUGCUAACAUGUUUGUUGCCACGGUCAUAUCCAAGUAUAUGUGCUCCAUAUUUUACUAUCUCAGCUAAAUGGUUGGAUGAACCAAAAGUUUCAUACCUGUGUGCUGCGCUUGAUGAGAUAUGGGCUCAGCGGCCAGGGCAAGAAGUCAUAUACAGAUGGGUGGAUUGGCUGAAUAGCUCUUCGUGGUCUUUGAUUGCUUUGAAUGAUGAUAUAGUAUUAGAUCCAGAUACAACCUCAAAAUUUGGAGAUGAACGAGCUAUUGCGAGAAGAAUUUUAGUUGAUUCUACUAUUCCUCUUAUGCAGAGUCACAGUGAGAAGAGGUCUCAUAAGAUAUUUUUGCAAAGCCUUUUUGAAUGUGGAAUUUGUUUUAGUGAGGAUGCUGGCAUAAAUUUCAUCAAGCUCCCAUGCCAUCAUUUUUUUUGUGUGAAGUGUAUGGAGUCUCACUGCAAAAUUCAUGUGAAAGAAGGGAACUUAACGCAGCUGGCAUGUCCUGAUACAAAUUGCCGCAAUCCACUUCCACCAUCCGUGUUAAAAAGCCUUCUCCGAGAUGAUGGAUAUGCACAGUGGGAAUCAUUUGCUCUAAAGAAACUGUUAGAUACAAUGCCUGAUCUAGUCUACUGCCCCAGGUGUCAUACUGCUUGCUUGGAAGUUGACAAUGAUGCUCAAUGUCCAUGUUGUUUCUUUACCUUCUGCACUUUGUGCAAGCGGCGCCGCCAUGUGGGGGAUACAUGUAUUACUACAGAAGAAAAAAUUAGCAUUUUGAAGGAAAGACACAAAUUGUACUCCAUACCUAAGGAACAAUUGUUGAAAGAACAGAGGGAAAUAAAUGAGUUGAUAGAUAUCCAGGAAGCACUUCGUGAUGCUAAGCAAUGCCCCCGUUGUAAGAUUGCUAUCUCAAAAAUUGAAGGUUGCAACAAAAUGACAUGUUCGAACUGUGGGAGAUUCUUCUGCUAUCUUUGUAAUAAGGCAAUUGGAGGAUAUGAUCAUUUUUGGAACGGAAAUUGUGUGAUGUUUGAUGGGGACCAAGAUCAAAACCCGCAACAGCAGGGUGAUGAAAAUGAUGGUGACGCUGACGAAGAUGCUGAGCUCUUAGAGCCUGAAUGGGUGCGGUUAACUCAUCCUUGUCCAAACUGUGGCCAUCGGAAUGAAAAGCUGGGCACCAACAAUCAUAUACUUUGCCUGGGAUGCCGAGGCCAUUACUGUGCAUUGUGUCGGAAAAGGGUCUUCAGGGGCUCCCAACACUUUGGACCUAGAGGCUGCCAGCAACACACUGAAGAUGAUUGGUAGAGAUCUCAUUUGUCGAUCGCUGCCUACUCCAAUGCCAUACUCAUACCACUACUGUUGACACCCGCUUUUUAACCAAAAAUAGAGCUUUACUGUAGACAGACACCAUGUACCUGAUUUGAACGAAACAGGUCUUGUCUUGUAAUCAGUGAACAGUUCGAUUGUCUGGAUAAUGAUAAUCCAAUUUAUUCAUU
Molecule: messenger RNA, 2107 nt
Organism: Oryza brachyantha (malo sina)
Lineage: Eukaryota; Viridiplantae; Streptophyta; Magnoliopsida; Poales; Poaceae
Product: E3 ubiquitin-protein ligase RNF14-like
Exons: 7
Coding region: 183-1916 (577 amino acids)
Biological process (GO): protein polyubiquitination; ubiquitin-dependent protein catabolic process; positive regulation of proteasomal ubiquitin-dependent protein catabolic process
Cellular component (GO): ubiquitin ligase complex; cytoplasm
Molecular function (GO): ubiquitin protein ligase activity; zinc ion binding; ubiquitin conjugating enzyme binding
Source: RefSeq, a predicted model, not a curated record